Messenger RNA from Dovyalis caffra, 411 nucleotides. The record is from the annotation of a GenBank genome assembly. Lineage: Eukaryota; Viridiplantae; Streptophyta; Magnoliopsida; Malpighiales; Salicaceae.
AUGGAAAUUAGUAAUUACCCUUUGGUUAAUGAGACUACAGACCAUAAGGAGGAGCCCAGCAACAAGGAAGACGUACUAGGCUUUGGGCUUUGUUGGGCUUUGUUGUAUGAUAACCAGACUAAGAAGCUGGCAAGGCAGUUAGUAGUUAGUCACGCAAUGGCAAGAGCGAGUUGUAAAAUGGAUAAAGAGAAGGGGGAGAGUAGUGAGGGUGAUAAUGUUGGAACUAAUGUUGGCACAAAGAAGAAAAUGUCUCAAGAUAGAGCUGAAGCAUUAAAGAAGUGUUUGGAGGAAAGCAAAGGGGACCAUAACAAAUGCAAGUCCAAGAUUGAUGCUUUCCAAUCUUCUUCUGCUUCAAGAAAACGACCCUUGCUACCUUUAAAACUCAAGAGUGGUUCAUUGACUGAUGUGUGA